CAGCCGACAAAAAAACACACGGUGUGUUUCAACACUACAGCAGAAGACAGACGCCAAAUUUUAAUCAUUUUCACAUAGGACUGAUAUCAGAAGAGUCAAGUUCAUGUAACAUGUCACAAUCAUAUUCGUUUACAAUUGCUGUUAGCUGGAGAUGAGUUUGAGAAGAGGAAAAGUUCUGAUCCCUUUUGUGUAAUAAUCACGAUAUUGGAUAUAUAUAUAUAUAUAUCUAUGUUCCACACUCUUAUAAAGAAUCUGUCUGCAAGAUGGAAAAGUUAUCGAUAUCGUUUUGUGCCUUGGAUAGCACUGAACUUCAAAAACAGAACAAUACGUGGAGUACCCAAAGGUAGUGAAGACAAAGUCAUAUCAGAUAAACAAGUUGAAGACACAUUGAAGACAUUAUUCACUAAAAUAAAUGGUGUAUCAUCUAAACCUGAAAUAGUACUAGGAGUUAUGAGAGAUGUACUAGGGUUUACAGUAGAGAAGGCUAAGAGUCAAGUUGGUGGUACUGGGGUGUAUGUUACAAAUGGUGCUGUACCCAAAGGAACUGUGUUGGCAAUGUAUCCAGGUACUGUAUACUUUACUUAUGAACCAAUCCUACUACAGUCUAUUGGCAAUCCAUUUAUAUUUCGAUGUCUGGAUGGUUUAUUAAUUGAUGGUAAUGAUAAAAGUAUAUCCAAGCUUAUUUACAGAUCUUGCAGUAAAAGAGAGCGAUCAGGUCCUUACAUGACUAGUGAUAUGUCUUGGCUUUCAUCAGAUGGUUUACUCAACCCAUUAGCAUUGGGACAAUAUGUUAAUAACCAGUCAAAAAAAUUUCCUGCCAAUGUAGUAUAUCAAGAAUAUGAUGUGACAGAUGAUUUCCCACUACAUCUGAUGAAAUAUAUACCUAAUAUUAGAUACAGUAGCACUCAUCAUAACACUGAAACAAGGUUUAUACGUACAGUGAUUCUAGUUUCAACAAGAGACAUAAAAGCUGGUGAAGAAAUCUUCUCAACAUAUUUUACUAUGGUUUACUGAAGUGAAUCAUCACAUGUCAAACCACUCAAAUGAUAACUAAAAACA
Molecule: messenger RNA, 1059 nt
Organism: Saccoglossus kowalevskii
Lineage: Eukaryota; Metazoa; Hemichordata; Enteropneusta; Harrimaniidae
Product: SET domain-containing protein 9-like
Molecular function (GO): protein binding
Source: RefSeq, a predicted model, not a curated record